AUGCUUAUCAAUACAUCAUUUAAAUCAAAAAAAGCUUUUUCAUGUUUAGUAAAUAAUACAACUUCUCGAAAUACUUCAGCUGAUAAAAGUUCUGACAGUAGAACUAUUAAAUCAGCAACAAAAUCGCCUGGAAACAAAACAAUUGGUAUCACUGGUCAAAAAUCUGGUUCUACACGUGGUACUUCAGCAAAAAUUGAUUUUAAUCAAGCUCAUUGGAAAAUGAGAAUAAUAUGUAAUAAUUCUAAUGACAUUAAAAUCAUUAAUAUGGAUAAUAAAAUAUUAGAAAUUAAAGCUUUAAAAAGAGCUUGGGAAGAAAUGGAACCUGGUAGAGCAAUAAGAGCUGAAUUAUCAAGAGCACGUUAUCUUGAAGAAUAUGGUCUAAUGAAUAAAUUGGAUAAUAAAACUAUUGUAGAUGAUUCAGGAUCGACGAUCACAAUUAAAUCUGAUGAUAAUCUAAUACAAAUUAUAAAAGAUCAUUCUCCAUUAGAUCAAACUUUAUUAUUAGAUCCAUCUAAAAUUUAUAUUUUAAAAUUCCCACCAGAAUUAAAUCGUACACUUUAUCCAAUUCAAUUAAUGAAUUUAAACAAAUUCUAUCAUCAUUUCAAUGAGAUUGAAUGUAAACGUAUUGAACAAUUCGCCACUGAUGAAGCACAUUAUAAAUACUACGAAAUGUGUAUGAAUUAUAGAAAUAAUAUAAUAAAACAAUAUAAAAUUGAUAAAGAAACAUCAUGCAAUCAAACAAUGAUUGAACAUGAUAAUACAGAACCAAUUCUAAAUCAAUUGAAAAUGUAAAAAAAAGCACAAGAAUUAAAUCAUCAAGAAGUUCAAAAUCUAGUUCAAAAGUCGAUCGAAUUCGAAUCAACGAAGAAAUUGAAAGAAAAAUAAUUAACUCUUUG
Schistosoma mattheei is the source of this 896-nucleotide messenger RNA. Lineage: Eukaryota; Metazoa; Platyhelminthes; Trematoda; Strigeidida; Schistosomatidae. The record is from the annotation of a GenBank genome assembly.